Chrysochloris asiatica (Cape golden mole) is the source of this 1623-nucleotide messenger RNA. RefSeq names its product tripartite motif containing 26 (gene TRIM26). The record is from RefSeq and is a predicted model, not a curated record. Bases 1 to 1623 code for a protein of 540 amino acids. Lineage: Eukaryota; Metazoa; Chordata; Mammalia; Afrosoricida; Chrysochloridae. Gene Ontology annotation, molecular function: protein binding; zinc ion binding. The transcript is spliced from 7 exons.
AUGGCCACAUCGGCCCCACUGCGGAGCCUGGAAGAGGAGGUGACCUGCUCUAUCUGCCUGGAUUACCUGCGGGACCCUGUGACCAUCGACUGCGGUCAUGUCUUCUGCCGCAGCUGUACCACCGAUGUCCGCCCUGUGACAGGGGGCCGCCCUGUCUGCCCACUCUGCAAGAAGCCUUUUAAGAAGGAGAACAUCCGCCCCGUGUGGCAACUGGCCAGCCUUGUGGAGAACAUUGAACGGCUGAAAGUGGACAAGGGUCGACAGCCAGGGGAGGGGGCCCGGGAGCAGCAGGAAGCCAAGAUGUGCGAGCGGCACCAGGAAAAGCUUCACUACUACUGUGAGGAUGACGGGAAGCUGCUGUGUGUGAUGUGCCGGGAGUCCCGGGAACACCGACCUCACACAGCCGUCCUCCUAGAGAAGGCUGCCCAGCCUCACAGGGAAAAAAUCCUGAACCACCUGACUACCCUCAGGAGAGACAGAGACAAAAUUCAGGGCUUCCAGACCAAGGGAGACGCCGAUAUCCUGGCUGCAUUGAAGAAGCUUCAGGACCAGAGGCAGUGCAUCGUGGCCGAGUUUGAGAAGGGCCACCAGUUCCUGAGGCAGCGGGAGCAGCAUCUGCUGGAGCAGCUGACGAAGCUGGAGCAAGAGCUUACAGAGGGCAGGGAGAAAUACAAGGCCAGGAGUGUCGGGGAGCUCGCCCGGCUGGCGCUGGUCAUCUCUGAGCUGGAAGGCAAGACACAACAGCCUGCUGCAGAGUUCAUGCAGGAUACUAGAGACUUCUUAAACAGGUACCCACGCAAGAAGUUCUGGAUUGGGAAACCCAUCGCCCGGGUAGUUAAAAAAAGAACUGGAGAAUUUUCAGAUAAGCUUCUCUCUCUGCAGCGAGGCCUGAGAGAAUUCCAAGGAAAGUUGCUGAGAGACCUGGAAUAUAAGACAGUGAGUGUCACUCUGGACCCACAGUCAGCCAGCGGGUACCUGUUGUUAUCAGAGGAUUGGAAGUGUGUGACCUACAGCAACUUGUACCGAAGUAGCUAUUUGUAUCCCCAGCAGUUUGACUGUGAACCUGGGGUACUGGGCAGUAAGGGCUUUACCUGGGGCAAGGUCUACUGGGAAGUAGAGGUGGAACGAGAGGGCUGGUCUGAGGAUGGAGAGGAGGGGGACGAGGAGGAAGAAGUAGAAGAGGAGGAGGAGGAAGAGGAGGCAGGCUACGGGGAUGGAUAUGAUGAAUGGGAAACAACAGAUGAGGAUGAGGAAUCGUUGGGGGAUGAAGAGGAAGAAGAGGAAGACGAGGAGGAAGAAGCUCUGGAAAGCUGCAUGGUGGGGGUGGCCAGAGACUCUGUCAAGAGGAAGGGUGGCCUCUCCCUGAGUCCAGAGGAUGGCGUGUGGGCGCUGCGCCUCUCUUCCACGGGCAUCUGGGCCAACACUAACCCUGAGGCUGAGCUCUUUCCGGCUCUGCGGCCCCGGAGAGUGGGCAUUGCCCUGGAUUAUGAGGGGGGCACCGUGACUUUCACCAAUGCAGAGUCACAAGAACUCAUCUACACCUUCACUGCCACCUUCACCCGGCGCGUGGUUCCUUUCCUGUGGCUCAAGUGGCCCGGAACGCGCCUCCUGCUGAGACCGUGA